CCCAUGAUGGUGCGAACCCGAGACUCAACGACCUUUGCUUUUAACUUCAUCUUGGUUCUUUUUUCAGUUACAGUGUUUAGAGCAUACUAGAGAGGAAACUAAUUGGUGAAAGUGCCGCCAGCUGUCGUAGGAACCCGCCAGCUAGCUGUUCUCGCCACCGCCAGCUGUCAUGCACAAUCUGCCCGAAGAGCACGACUUUAAUCGCAGACAUCGGUUCCUUGACCCAGACCCAAAUAAUUCUGGUCGGGAACGAGCAACAAGCCAACCACCAAGAGCAAACCUAACAAGUCUACGCAAUCAAAACUCUCCUUCAUCUUCACCUUCUUCCUCAUCAUCUCCCUGGUCACCACGCAUGCUCCAACAACCAACUCGUACAACGACAACACCAACAACAUCAACAGGUCUCCCAAUGAACGUACCAACUCGUAGCUCCUCCUUCUCAAACCCCCAAUCAAACUAUAGCUCCGCACUCCGCGAAUCCCACUUUGAAUCUACGUUCGAAGAUGACGAAUCAGAAGCACUCUCAGAUACCUAUGAGCAUCAUGACGAGGACCGCUACCUACCCACUUCGUCCCGUGGUCGUUCCUACGCCCCCGAUCUCACCCGCAGCCGCUCUCAAAGCCUCGCUACCACCACCACCCGCCCCACCUUAAUCCAAACCCCAUAUCAGCAUUCCAACCCAUGGGCAGACGCAGCUAACAAUAACAACACAAACCCUCUCAAUAUUCCAGCUGCUAGGUAUGGAGAGAUCAAACCACCUGCGUCUAGUCGUUACGGGAGCCUCGGCGCUAUGGGCAGGUCCCCGCUCGCCGAUAAUGGCUAUCCGAACAGGAACACCAUCGACGUUUCCAAUAUGAGUCCUUUUGUUCGUGAUGUCGGCCAGAUCCUCCUAGACGACGGCUCUGCAUUCCGAGAACUCUGGGCAGGUAUGAAUCCUCCAAAAGACGAGAAUGGCGCGGGCGGAAGUGGGACUACUAGUCGGAGACACAGCGUUAGUGUCGUUCAGCCCCGUAGGCCUACUAUCGUGGGGUUUAAUGCGCCUGAGAGUCCUGGGGACGAGACACAUGGCCAUAGUCGUGCUGGCGUGUUUAAUGCACAGCCGUUUGGAGGCAGGGGCGGUCUUAUGUUUUCAGAUGAUGAUUUAGCUGCUGAUCUCGGUGUACUGAGCCUGAAAGAGUCCGGUGCGCCGUCUAGCUCGUCAACCACGAGCCAGCCGUCUUCCCUCCCCAUCUACCCACGCAGCCCUCCCUCUGCAGACCGCGUAUCCCCCUACCACCUCAACAUCCCGUCUGGCACGAGCUUCGCAUCCCGCCAACAAUUCGGGUCUCCAAGCGACAGUGCGCUUUCUACGGGUGGAAGUCCCCCUCGGGGACAUUUUGACCAGCAGAUUUUGGAGGCGCAGUAUACUCAGCAGCCCCUUACGGCGCGGUUCAUCCCAGGGCAGGGUAUCCAGUACCUCCCUGCGCAGAACAACGGCGCUGGGUUUGCGCGCCAAGGCCCGCUCUCACCUACUACCUCCCGCCCUAUCCAACCUCAACAAGGCCCGUACUAUCACCAAAUCCAACGACGCCUCUCCGAUGCGAGUCAAACUCAGCAAACGCCCUUGAGCGACUUAGGGAAAGGACUCCCUCUAAGCAGCGUCCCAGCCUCCUGGCCGCUCUUCAUUGUCGAAUUCAAAGCAGGACGUACGGACCUCUUCUAUCUCACUGAUUUGAGCCAAGAUAUCAGAGUCGGGGAUUUGGUGAUCGUUGAAGCGGAUAGAGGGAAGGAUUUGGGCAAGGUUGUUAAUGAUAGUAUUACGCUUAAGGAGGUGGAGGCGUUUCAGAGGGAGGUCAGGGAGAGAGAGGCGGGGGAAGUGAUGAGUCCUGGUGGGGUUGGUGCGAGUGCUGCUGGGACGGGGAAGAAGGAGAUUAAUCCAAAGAUGAUUUAUGGGAAGGCGCAGGCUCAUGAUACUCAGCAUUUAGUGACGAAGAUGCAAGAUGAAGUUAAAGCGCUGCAAUUGUGUCAGAGUAAAGUUCGGCAGAAGAAACUUCCUAUGGAGGUUAUUGAUGCGGAAUAUCAGUGGGAUCGACGUAAACUCACGUUCUACUUUAUCGCUGAAAAACGAAUUGAUUUUAGGGAGCUUGUCCGGGAGUUGUUCCGGUGUGUCUUUUUUCCCUAGCUGUGCUAUGCCUGUGUCUAUGCUUUGCUUGAUGUGCAUGUGUUUACUCGCUCGCUUGCUAACGAAUUAAUUACAGGUUGUAUAAAACAAGGAUCUGGAUGGCCUCUUUACAAGGCCCAGGAGGGUACGAGCAGUAAUUGCUCCCCUUACAUCUAUACAAGUAACGACGAAAGAGGAGAGGAUCAGAACGGAAUCCUAAUCCCAAAAACGCCCAACUACAAACCACCCAAACGCAA
Suillus subaureus is the source of this 2397-nucleotide messenger RNA. Its product is annotated as PSP1 C-terminal conserved region-domain-containing protein. Bases 170 to 2161 code for a protein of 663 amino acids. The record is from RefSeq and is a predicted model, not a curated record. The transcript is spliced from 4 exons. Gene Ontology annotation, cellular component: cytoplasm. Lineage: Eukaryota; Fungi; Basidiomycota; Agaricomycetes; Boletales; Suillaceae.